Molecule: messenger RNA, 444 nt
Organism: Pipistrellus nathusii (Nathusius's pipistrelle)
Lineage: Eukaryota; Metazoa; Chordata; Mammalia; Chiroptera; Vespertilionidae
Source: the annotation of a GenBank genome assembly
AUGAACCCCAACUCCCAGUCCUUCCUCGCCGGCGCCCGCUCCGCGCUGGCUCCGGCCUACGAGGUGCUCAAGGAGGAGCACGAGGUGUCUGUGCUGGGGGGUCCCCAGGGCGCGAUGCCCGCGAGGACCACGACCGUGAUCAACGUCCAGACGGACACGGUGGUGCCCGACCACAUCGUAUGGUCCCUGUUCAACACCCUCUUCUUCAACCCCUGCUGCCUCGGCUUCGUGGCCUUCGCCUUCUCCGUGAAGUCUAGGGACCGGAAGAUGGUGGGGGACGUGAUUGGGGCCCAGAGCUAUGCGUCCACCGCCAAGUGCCUCAACAUCUGGGCCGUGGUCCUGGGCCUCCUCGUGGUCCUGGCCGUCAUCGUCGCGGUCAUCGUGGUUUUCACCACUUCUCUGAACCGCGGCUACGUGGGGUCCUUUCACCUGCCCCAAGACUGA